Molecule: messenger RNA, 5140 nt
Organism: Dimorphilus gyrociliatus
Lineage: Eukaryota; Metazoa; Annelida; Polychaeta; Dinophilidae
Source: the annotation of a GenBank genome assembly
AAUGAAGAUAUUUGACGGGAUAAUACUAUUCUCCUUAUUAGUUCAGAUUUAUUCAACUCAGGUAAACCCGUAUAACAUUUAUAAUUGUCUUGAAGAUCAAACUGGAGCUGCUAAUAUCAAAUGCGAAAUUUGCUCUGCUGGAAAAAUUCCUUCUGCCGAUAAACUCGGCUGCUACGAUUGUCCAUCGCUUUGUAAGGUUGGAAAAUGCGUUAUAAGCAACAAUUCUACUAAAUGUACAUCCUGUAUUGAUGGCUAUACAUUAAAUUUACAGAAAACAUGUAUAGCUUGUGGUUCAAAUUGUAAAUCUUGUACUCUAUUGGAGGAUGGCAAUAUAGAUUGUACAACUUGUUUUUCAAAUAGUUAUAAGGAAAUUUCAAAUUCAAUUUCUCAAUGUAAAUUAUGCUCUUCUUCCCUUACUGGAUGUAAGGCUUGCUCUGAUCAAAAUACUUGUAAUCAAUGUCUAUCUGGCUAUACUCUAUCAGACAGCAAAUGUAUAUCAUGCGCUAAUAUUCAUCACGCUUGUAUUGACUGCGAUGAAAAGAAUCAAUGCGUAAAGUGUAAAACAGGCUUCGUAUUAAAAGACAAUCUGUGUAUAGAUUGCCCUCGAAAUUGUGAUUCGUGCGAAUUUGAAGAAAACUUUGUCAAAUGUAACAAAUGUAAAGCCUAUCAUACUAACGUAGGUAAAGUGAACUGCAAUAAUUGCCCUGAUAAUUGUCUGGAAUGCGAACUUAUCAAUGGAAAUCUCGUAUGUAAAGAUGAUAAAUGUCUACCCAAAUAUGGUUUAACCGAAACUGGUUCUUGCAAUAAAUGCCCGGAUAAUUGUCUCUCUUGCUCGUGGAAUAGAGUUAAUUCAAGAUUAGAGUGUAAUGGUAAUAGUAUUAUACAUUCUUGCAUUGAAAAUGAACAAGGUAAAUCGUGGGCUAGAAAAACUGAUGGAAGUUGUGUAGCUUGUCCAGAAAAUUGUCUUAAGUGUUAUUUCAAGACUGAUCAGUCUUCUUCUCCUAUUUGCUAUCCUUCUAAAUGUAACAUAAAAUAUGGAUUUGACGAUUCAACCUCAACUUGCUUUUCGUGUCCGUCGGGAUGCGAUUAUUGUAAGAAGGUAUCAACUGGAAAUAUCUGUCUUAAAUGCAGCUUUGGAUACGCUCCUAAAUACAAUGUCGGUAGCUCUACAAUUGAAUCGUGCAAAUCAUGCUCAGCAGUAAAUAAUUGUGAUUAUUGCGAAGUUAUUAACAACAUAGUUAAGUGUUUAAGAUCACCUUGCGCUUCAAAAUCAUCGGGACAAAAUAGAAAGUUUUCUUUCAAUACAAAACAAUGUUCUGACAGUUGUCCUUCUGAUUCGGGAUGCAAAACUCAACAAAGUAUUGUAGACGAAGGAGACUAUUGCUAUUGUAGAGAUUGUCCACUUGGUUCGGCUGUUAUUCUAUCAGGACAGAAUAGUGGCGUUUGUAAAUCUUGCGGUAUAGAUUGUAUUGAUUGUCAAUUGACCGCCGAUAAGACAGACGUUCAAUGUAAAACUUGCAGAGGAACAAAACAAUAUAUUGCAGUUUUUGAUGGUUCAAAUACAAUUUUUGGAUGUUAUGAUUGUACGAAUGUUAGACAAUAUUGCCAUACACUAGACAUUUCAAGUGGAUCUUGUAAAUGUAAAAGCGACUCUUGCAUUGGUGAUUCAUCUAAUCCUACAAAGAAAACAGUCAUAUACGAUUCUACUUCUGGAGUUUGUAAAAGCUGUAGAGAAGUUGAUCCUAAUGGCCUAUGGUGCUCGGGAAAUUUCAAUUCAUUCACUUUGGAUACUUGUAUGGGUGGAUACAAAAAGAUAACUUCGCCAAGUCUUGUUUGUAGACAAAUUCCUAAUGGUUGCGCUAAAUCUACUACAAAUAUUCCUGUUGGUGAAACUUAUGUUCAAUGUGAAAUUUGUGGCCCUGGAUACUAUUUAGAUCCAUCGACAAAGAAAUGCCCCUCGUGUAGUUCGGGUUCAGGAAUUUCAGCGUGCGAAGAGUGCUUCUUAAAAACGUCGCCAAGCUCGCAAGUUGUUUGUACUAAAUGCAGUAAUACUUCUCCGGGUGUUGGUUACAAUUGUAAUACUCCUUGUACAAGUUCAGUUGCUAAUUGUGAAAAUGGUAAAUCUUGGGCACAAGAUAAUACUGGCUCAAAUUGCGGAUGUACUUCUUGUCUUUCUACUCAUUCCAAUACAGGCGGUGUACUUGCAACAAAUAAUGCUUAUUCUGAGUCGUGUCUUUCAACUCUGAAUACUCCUACUGUACCGAAUUGCGCUACGUAUUACGGCAAUCCUGUAACUGGAUGUAGCAAAUGUUCGGAUGGAUAUGCUUUUGCCAGCCUUGCCAAUGGAUGCGUAGGUGACCCCGGUUAUUCAAGUUCUUGUAAAAGUGGAUAUCUUUAUUUUACGUCGGGAACCGACGUUGCCUGUGAAGUACCUUCUGAAAAUUAUAUGACAAAUCCUGUCAGUAAUUUACAGCCAAUUCUAGUUGAUCCUGCGGAUAGAGCACCAACAAACGUUCCGUGCCUUUUAUAUUUGGGUUUAGGUGGUAGCACGUCAUCAGAUGCAAGGUGUGCUCAGUGUCCAUCAGGUUCGAUUCUCUCUACAAUUGCUGGAAAUCUAAUUACUAAAUAUACGUGCCAAACUUGUCCUUCCUUGUCAAAUUGUGAGCUCGUUGCGUCACAUAGCGGAAAUUGUAGAUGUGGUGCGUGUGGAUCCAGUCCAGCUGGUAGUGUCAAAUUAAUAUUACCGGAUAACAGUAACUGUAAAACUUGUGCAGUUAUAUCCAGUUGUUUAACGCAUUCCCUCCGUCUAAAGGACGGCAAUUACGAAUGUGUUUGCUCACAAUGCAUAUUCGGAAAGCAUUUAUCAAAAGAUUUCCUAUCUUGCAUUGAUUGUUCUUCAAUCACUUGUACUGGAGGAACUGUACAAUUAUCUAAUGAUAAUUGUAUUUGUUCAUGUUCAAGUGGCAAACUUUUGAAUAGAAAUAAUGAUGGCUGUAUCUCUUGUUCAAAUUCAGAAUUCACUGAUUGCGUGCCAAAUAGCUUUCUAUUGAAACAAGAUGACUCUUGCGAUUGUUCCACUUGUCCACCAUAUAGUAUUAAGAAUAGAGCCAACAAUAAAUGUCUAAAUUGCGCCGAACAAACCACAGGAUUUGUAGGGAAUUGCUCAGUUUGCACAGAAAGUACAUCAACACCUGAUUCUAUUGACGUUUGUAACGAAUGUCAGGAUGGUUUUUCGUUAAAUAAAACCUCAAACACAGACAAAGGUAAUUGUGUCGCUUGUGAUAAUGGAUGCAAAACAUGCAAUAUCGAUUCAUCUGGAUCUACUGCAAAUAAAUGUACUAAAUGCAAUGCUGGUUUUGCGUUGAACAAUGCCGGCACUUGUCUCCAAUGUCCAGAAAAUUGUGGAGAGUGUAGAGUUGAUACGAACAAUAACUUGAAAACUUUAUGUUUACAAUUUGCCUGCUCAACUGGUGGACUUGUUGACAAAGAUUUUACAUGUGGAUCUUGUCCUGCAAAUUGCGCCAAAUGUGUUAAAGAUAUAUCCAACAAUGUAAAAUGUCUAAUAUGUAAUGAUGCUACUUAUUUAGAUUCGGAUGGAUCAUGCAAAAGUUGCAUUAAUGACUGUUCAUUCUGUAUUGAUGGUGUAAGUUGUUUACCGAACGGUUGUAAAGAUGGGUUUAUCAGACAUAGAACACAGGGAAUUUGUAUACAAUGCUCUGGAGCUGGAGUUUCAAGAUGCGUUUAUCAGACUAUUCAAGAUGAUAUUUUGAUUCCAAAAACGUGUAAAGAAGGCUUCAAAUUUAAUGCAAAUUUAAAUCCAGAUGCAUGCGAAGAAUGCGCUACAAACUGCAAAAAAUGCGAUUCAUCGGGAAAGGGAAAUUGCGAUCCGAAUGAAUGCCGAGCUGGAUACUUUUACGAUUCAACAACUAGAAAGUGUUAUAAAGUUAAAGAAGGGUGUCUUACAUCUGCAAGAUCUACUAACGAAACAAUAUGCCAAUCGUGUGACAAGUCCAUUUCAGUGUUUAGUUCUGGACUGUGCAAAACGUGUCCUGAGGGUUGCGAUGAAUGUUUCGUUUCUUCGGAACAGACGAUUUUGUGUAGAUGGUGCAAAAAGCAGUAUUAUAGAUUAGAUAGCGGUCUUUGCUCUUCAUGUCCAGAGGGAUGUAAAGAAUGCUUUAUAUCUGGUGGUAACGUAAAGUGUUCAUCAUGUUUGAAUGAAUACGCUUUGAAUGGGCAAUUUUGCACCAAAUGUGUGGAAAGCAACUGUAACAAUUGCGAAAUGGAUGGGAAUUCUCCUGUUUGUAAAGAGUGCUUUAGUAAAUUCUAUUUGAAUAAUGAACAAUGCGGAGAAUGUCCAAAAUUUUGUAGCGAAUGCUCCUACGAUAAUAAGUAUGUGUGUAACAAAUGCAUUAAGAAGUAUGCUAGAGAUUCUAAUGGUAUUUGCGUUGCUUGCCCAUCAUCAUGCGAAGAGUGUAGCGUUGAUGCUAACGAUGUAGCUAAAUGCUCAAAAUGCGAUUCUAAUGCAUUCUCUCUUCAACAAAAUGGUACUUGUAUAUCCUGCAAGGAGGCUACCUUUUCUACGUGCGCUACGUGCGGUCCAGCAAUUAAUGGUAGUAAAGUGGAAUGUUUGACUUGCGAUAAAGGAUACGGUCUUCAAGAUGAUAAAUUAGCUUGUCUACCAUGUUCAAUAUCAAAUUGCGAUCUUUGCUCUCACGGUCGGCGAUGUUCAAAAUGCAAAGCAGGUUUCUAUCUUCAUAAUUAUGAUAGAGAAUGCGCAAAAAAAUGCUACGAAUGUAAAGGAAGUCUAGAUGACUGCGGAACAAAUGACCGUCAUAUUCUUGAUGACGAAAGUAAAGUUAAAUUAAUUGACUGCGGUACUACAGAUUGUUGGGUUCAUCGGAGAGAAGUUAAAGGCGUUAUAACAUUCGAAAGAAGCUGUUCACACGAAGUUUGUACAGCAGAUGCAUUGAACGAAAUUUGCUCGUCGAAUAGCGAUAGUAGAGAAUGUAAAAAGUGUUGCAAAACGACGAAAUGCAAUUCUUGGUUUUUAGACGGUAAAGCCGGUGUUAAUAGGCUUAACCAAUCCUAUUUAACUUUAAUAUUGUCUAUUAUUUUCAAAUUAAUAACCUCAUUUAAGUGA